Molecule: messenger RNA, 693 nt
Organism: Effrenium voratum
Lineage: Eukaryota; Dinophyceae; Suessiales; Symbiodiniaceae
Source: the annotation of a GenBank genome assembly
AGCUUUGGCCGUCAAGCGGGCGCAUUCCCAGAUCUCGUGCUUUGCCUCGACAUCUCGAAGCCAUGGCGGAUGAUGACCACACCUUCGAGUCCGCGGAUGCUGGCGCCUCCCACACCUACCCCAUGCAGGCGGGCGAGAUUCGCAAGGGCUCCCACCUCAUGAUCAAGGGCCGCCCCUGCAAGUGUGUGGAGGUUUCGACUUCCAAGACGGGGAAGCACGGCCACGCCAAAGCGCACAUUGUGGCCAUCGACAUCUUCACAGGCAAGAAGAUGGAGGAUCUUUGCCCGUGUUCCCACAACUUGGACGUGCCCUUUGUGAAGCGCACGGAAUACCAGGUGCUCUCGGCCGAUGCGGCUUCCGGAGAGGUGAGCCUGCUGACUGAGGCUGGUGACACCAAGGAUGACUUGAACCUUCCGACCUUCGUCAAGAUCGGUGAGCCAACUGAAGAGGACAACAAAGUGGUCAAGGAUCUCCUCACGGAGCUGGAGAAAGGUGACAAGGCAGUCUACGCUAUUGUGCAGAGCGCCUGCGGCGAGGAAAAGAUCGUGGCAACCAAGCUCGUGUGAGCCAAAGCUGAAAUUCGGCUUCGCGCGGAACGGUCCGCGCGAAUUCGAAAUGCUCGAAACUUCCAUAUGGGAGUGCCGCGACAGGCGACGGGCAAUCGGCGGCCUUUGGUGUUUGGUGUUUGGUGUA